AUGGGUCCGCCAGGUCUGCCACCUUCCUCUCUUGAGGCAUUUACUUCAGUUAGACCAACUAGACCCAAUUCUUCUAUCCCCAACCCUUUGACGACUUCUUCCACAUCUUCGUUAGCUUCACUUUCUUCUCCAAACUCUGCAUCUACCUCUGCUAAUGUCUCUACUUCAAGCUCCGCUAAUGUCGCCUAUUCUUUUCCGUCCCCUCCUAUUUCUACUGUUCCUGGUCCUCCUGCUUUGUCUGUUCCUACUCCUUCCACCCUAUCAACAUCUAUGACACUCGUGCAAAACCCUCUUUUUCAUCAUGCCUCCAUCUCAUUACACGGUUCUACAGUUGACGAUCUGCCAGCCACUUCUUUCUAUGAAAUAAUUUGA
Molecule: messenger RNA, 372 nt
Organism: Protopolystoma xenopodis
Lineage: Eukaryota; Metazoa; Platyhelminthes; Monogenea; Polystomatidea; Polystomatidae
Source: the annotation of a GenBank genome assembly